AUGGAUUCACCAGUGCGCGAUUCCAUACCACAUGAAGAGCUCCAACCCGGCAUCCAGUAUGACAUUCCAUUCAAAUUCAUUGUCCCUCUCGAGCUUCCAGUGCAGGUUUGUCAUCACAAGUGUUGCAGUGCACAGCUUCAGCAAGAACAUUUGAAUCUACCUCCAAGCCUUGGACAUACAAGCAAAUACUUUGAUGUGACGCAUGACAUGGCUCCGAAGGAAGCGCAGGUUAUCUAUGAGAUUGCGUUCGCUAUUUGGGAUACCGACAACUCGAAGGAUGGUCGGAUGAAAAAGACCCAAGAGUACAACUGUCCGAUCUACAUCCUGCCGAAAAGCCGUGAAGGUGCGCCUAUUCUCGUUCCCUCUAGGAGCGAGUAUUAUCGACUCACUUCACAAAAAACCCUCACUAAAGGACUUUUUCGAUCCUCUUUGGGAUUGAUGAGGGCUUCAACGGCUCAGCCUCCAGCAAUUCAAACAUCAACAAGUUUACUUCGGGAUAAUUUGGAAUUAACAACAACUCUACGAGUUGAUCUCACCUUUGAAUCUACACAUCCGCACAUUAAACCUCCAUCAUCAAUAGCUCCAAAGCUACAUCUUAAAGCAAUGACCUUUUUGGGACUGGAGCCUUGGGAGCAAUUUCCCAACCAGACUCACCCGAGUACAUGGGACGCUCAAAAAGCAUACCGGUUUGAAAACAUUACUUUGUCGUCCAAUAAAAUGGUCCUUGAUUGGAGGUCUCAGCCAAAGACUCGGAAGUCCGACCGUGAACCAAGCUGCCACACGGUAUACACGGCUUCCGUUGAUAUAUUGGUCGUGUUGCCGGGGAAUUAUCUUUAUCCUCCAACUUUUCAUUCUUGUUUUAUCUCUCGGGUGUAUUCUCUGUCAACAAAUUUGAGCUUCCAUUCUCAUGAUAAAGCAUCUGGAAAUACACGCCUAUCUAUGAAAGCCCCCGUGCAAAUACUUGUGACAUGA
Penicillium angulare is the source of this 972-nucleotide messenger RNA. RefSeq lists its product as uncharacterized. The record is from RefSeq and is a predicted model, not a curated record. The coding region runs from base 1 to 972 and encodes 323 amino acids. The transcript has a single exon. NCBI's taxonomy places the organism in Eukaryota, Fungi, Ascomycota, Eurotiomycetes, Eurotiales, Aspergillaceae.